Molecule: messenger RNA, 324 nt
Organism: Staurois parvus
Lineage: Eukaryota; Metazoa; Chordata; Amphibia; Anura; Ranidae
Source: the annotation of a GenBank genome assembly
AUGUGCCACUUUUCGGGUCUCCUCACACUGCUGCUAGGUCCAUACUGAUUCAUGGCCCCCUGCCUCUGUAUGGCCUUCAAUUUAAGCUGCUUACGCUUCGCCACUCUGCCAUGGGCCCCUGUACCGCCUCCUCUUGCUGCUGCCAGGUCCAGAGUGUGUCAUGGCUCCCUGUACGGCCUCCCAUUGCUGCUGACUUCAUCGCCAGACUCUGCCAUGUGCCACUUUCAGGUCUCCUUACACUGUUGGUGGGUUCCAUUUUGUGAUAGGGUGCUGUAUGGCCUUCCAUUUGCUGCUGCCUCCACCGCCACCUGCGCCAUGUGCCUC